GGUGUUCCUGCUCCAUGGGGGGAUUGCACUGGGUGAGCUUUCCAGGGCCCUUCCAACCCCUGACAUGCUGGGAUUCUGUGACACAUUCUGUGAAAAUCACUUUCCUGUUGCAGAGGAGUUUGUCGUGGCUUCAGAAUUCCCCACUGGAAUGUGAUCAAGACCCUUGCAAGUGGUUUUGUUUUCUUUUGUGGGAUUUUUUUGCAACAAGGAGAGGGAAAACAGGGCAAGGAGAAGAGCAGAAUGGGCUUCUUCAGGAGACGGUUCAGCAUUUGAUGUUUAAAAUUCCCUUCUGGGGGUAUGUCCCUCUCCUGUGCCUAAAAUUGCUUUAUGAAUCAAUACCUCUGUUAUUCUGGGGAGGGGUCAGGUGGAUAACAGAGACAAAGCUCCAAAUUUUGUUUCUGACAAGUAACUAGUUGGAGAGGUCUGGGUUUGAGCAAUAACCAGGAGUUCCCAUGUUCUCCCACUUCACUUAUUCAAUGACUGUAGUUGACCUGUAUCCAACACAUUCUGCACUUACAACCUCCUCUCUCCUUCCAAAUCCAGUCAGGCUUUUGUGCAUAUUUUCAGUGACAGGGGAUGAAUUGAUACUAGAAAUGUCGCCAUUUUAUUUAUAACAAGAAAAUAGAGAAUGUAGCUGCAACGCAAAUAUUGUGACCCAACAACAGAACUGUCCUAGAUUCUCACAUCUUGUUUUGAAAUUUUAUGACAGCCUUAUUGCCCAAGGGUACAACAUAAUCACUUUGCAGUUCACUGAUAUGCUUUCUUUUAGCAUCUGUACUAACUGUGUUUUUAUCCCUACUGCAUGUAAGAGCACUUUGUAAUUCUUCAGAUGCAUAGAAAAAUCCCAUCUCAAAGUGUAUAAUGGCUGCAAUUGUGUUUAUUUUAAUUUGGAAUGUAAAUAUGCUUUGAAAACUAACAAUCUUUCCACCCUUUCACCACCCAAAUUCUUCAUCGAUGAUAUUGGUUUUCUGUCUUUGCCCUGGCUCACCCAGUCAUAGAUUACUCUAUUGUAAUAUUUUUAAAGUAAACUUCUGAAUAUCUGAACAACGGGGUCAUAUUUGCAAACGUUUCUGGUGGUACCAGGGGCUGCAGGAUUGCCCCGGCAUUGAGUCGUGUCCUGCAUGGAGGAUUUUGGGGGCUGAUGGUGUAGCUAUAGCAGACUAGAUCUGCAUAUUCCUAUUUAAAUGUGUAUGAAAGUAAAAUAAAUGGAAACUGCUCUGUUUUUCUGUUAAAGCCGUAUGCGCAAGGGCAGAAGAAGAAUCAAUGUUUUGAUCAGUGAUCACUGAAGGGCAAACAACUAAAAAUGUAGUCUUUAUCCUGAAAAGUGCUUUCUAACGGUGCAUUUUUGGAUCAUAUUGAACACCUUAGUAACACCCAGCAGCUGAGUGAAAAGAAGAUGUUCUUCCUUGGACUCUGGUCUCCCCGAGAACCACACUUGGGUCUUCCAGGAGCACGUUUAUGUGCUCAUCUCCUCUGAAAUCAAACGCCUUUCACCUCCGUCUCGAUGAAACCUUGACCGCAGUUGAGUUCCUCCGAGCCCCCGCUGCGUGUGGGGAGAUGACGAAGAGUGAACUGGACUUUGCUGACAAUUAGGAACAUCGUUCCAGAGGAAACAAAAAUCUCGCUGCCGAGAUCGGAUCUGACAUCUCUCUGACGUGCGGGUGGUACGAAGCGACACGGUGAGAUCAUGUCCCAGCAAGACCUUGUUCUCCUUGUCCCGACCAGACCUCCAUGGAGCUUCUUUGACUCUUCCCUCUCUUGUUCCUAGUUGAUAAAUUCGAUUUUUGCCAAUAUACUCUUGUGCGUCUCUCAGCAUCAUGACAGCUUCAGGCAGAGGUUACAGAUGAGCUUCAUGCCCUGGAUUGUUUCACCUGGCUUCCCAAGUUUGUCAUUGAAGAGAGACUUUAUGUCUCAGCAUUUCUGUUUUCUGUUGCCUUCAAUAAAACAGGACCUUCACAUGCCCGUGACCAGCACAGCUUCUUCUCAUCUUUUAUAGGUGCUUGCAUUAACCACAUUAAAAAAAAAUAUCUGUUGGCAGUGAGCGGUAAGUUUUUUUGGGGAAAAAAAUCAUCCCUAAAUUAAUAAGUCAUGAAAUAUUGUAUGGUUAUAAAUUCUGUUUAAUUUGGAUUGAUAGAUAUAUAUUUUUUUACAGAAAUCCAUUGCUGCUUUCGUUUCGGGAGUGUCACCAAUGCAAAUAGGGCUGCUGCAACCACACUGGAGGCCCCUUUGCUGCAGAUGAAUGUUGGUGAACCUCACGUGCUGAAACAGCUCAGAUAAGCCUCCUGUUUACUACCGAUUACUACUACUAACCUCUGUUAUACUACCAGAAAAGUAAUUAAUACAUAGAGAUGGGAGAGUGUUGAUGAUCUCAAACUUUUCUGUUUCAUUAUGACCUUUUGUUUCCUAUCUGUGGUUUUAAUGGGUCAGCUUGUCUUACAGUGAUUAGUCUUCUCGUAAUUUAUAUGAAUUUCUGACUUUCACAUUCUGGAAGAGGGAGUGUAGCUGUUAUCUUUCAUAUUCUUUCCCUUCUGCUGUUUUCUUUUUGGUAUCUUCUUUUUAGGAUACGCAUUGAUACAUGCUUUCCUAGGAAGUGCAGAUUUAUUUUAAUUUUAACCUACAUAUACUACGCGUUGAUUUGUUAGGAGUAUUCAAGUAAUUCUGAAUCUUCAAAUUGGCUGUUAAACUGCUUACAAAACAAUUGGAACUGCUUUCUCUGUGGCCUUCUACAAGGCAGCAUCAAACCUGACAAAGACCUUGGUUCCUGGAACAAGAAGAGCAAAUAUAAAGCAGGAUCUAAAGAGGUUCAAAAAAGCCACAAGCAAUCAAAAUGCCUUUCUCUAGCUACGUGAGAAGUAUCUUUUUUCGGGGUACUUAUUAUUAAGAAGGAUUCAGGGAGCAGCGAGAUAUUUAUAAUAUGUAAAUAGUCUAGUCCUGAACUUGAGAAAAUGAGACCAUACUGGUUUAGCUUAGCGAAUGUUUUAGAAACUUUCAUCCUGUGUAGCAAGAUUUUGAAACAUUCCUUCAAAAUAUUCAUACCUGUGCCUGCACAUCUCUAUUGGGUGUGCAAGCGUUGAUAUUAAUGGCAACAUCAUGAGUUCUCAUAUGCUAAAUAGUCCCAGCUUUUCACUUCAGAGACAUUUUGCCGAGAAAGUAGCAUGCAGAUUUAUUUUAGUGGUGUUUUCUUUGUUUUGCACUCCAUUUGAUGAGUUUGAUACUCUGCGCCGCGCUUCCCAUUUGUCUGUGUCACAGGGACCGUUUGCUCCACUUACUCCAGAGAUCGGGAACCUGUUGAGUAGCACUUGACUCAGCUGGCAGAGGCAAAAUUUCACUUAGACCUUUAUAUAAACAAAUAUCAUCUGUUUUAAGCAACGAUGCGGCUCUGACCAACUGUCUUGUUUCAGACUGCAUCCCAAAGUGCGUUUCUUACUCAACACCCAGUGAGGAGGAACAAUCUUGUCUUUCUGGAAAUCAAACUAAAUGGUUAUAUAUGCACUGUCACUACCAGUGUUUUAAACCCAUACAAAUUCAAGGUUUUUCAUGCUGGUUUUUGCUCUCCCAGGCUGUUAAUACAUAUGAACUAUUUUUUGGUUUUCAUUGGAUUUUUUUGUUUGUGUUGUUUUUGCUGUCACAGCCCUGGAAGCUGAUGCUCCUGACACAGCUCGACACGAAAUUUCGGAUGCAUCCAGAACACACCUUCAUGCAAUCUCUCCUUUAUAUGCUGAUAAAUACCACCUGUGCGCUUCAGCUCUGCAUGGCUGAAAUCAGGAGAGGUUUUCAAAUUAACCUCAGUGGGAGAAAAACCUGGCUUAGAGUGCUCUCACACAGACACGCACACUCAGGGCCAUUAACCACUCGUGCACGUCUUGGAUCCACCUGCAAAAAUACCAAUUUUCAGUCUGAAAACCAUUGACUGUAACUGCUCCGUUAGAACAGGGAAAGGGCGUUUUAACUGUUACAUUUCAUAAUGGUGGCUGAUGUCACCUAAAAUCUUUUUCCCACCACCUCGAAACUCAUGGUACACAUUAAAGUAGCACAGUGCACCAUUGUGGAUACCGAAAACUCUCGACAGUGCUGGUGGGACCGAGGAGCUCACUUGGGGACCAUCUGUCUCUUCAAUAAUCUGUGAAAUGCUUUGGAAUCUGCAGAGCAAGAGACUUGCACCACCUUGAGAGGAGCUGGUACAAAGGCAGGCGAUGGAAUUGAAGUUUUCCACCCCAUACCCAUUUCUGGUGGUCUUGGACCUGAAUGCUACCCUGGAGAAAAUAAGAAGCUAUGAGAAAGCAUUUUUCAAUUGGGAAAACAUUUCUGGGGAGUUGUAAAGCACAGAUGCUUGGGCACAAAAGGGUGAGCUGCCCCGGAGCAGAGCACAAAUACUUAGGAGAUGGCAGGAGAGGUGGUGGGUCCAUCGUGCAGCAUCAGGAGAGGAAGCUUUGCUGCGUGCAGAAACCCAUUUAUUACAAUAACCGUGCGAUUUUGACCGACUGGGCUUCUUGCUUGUUGUGUGGCAUCGGCAUGAAGAAGAUUUAUCUCUUCAGCGAGAUUCAGUUGCUUUUCUGUCUUCAUUCACCGUGUCCCAUGGCAUUUCACUCAUCGCUGCCGAGAAACAUCUCUCCCAAGAAGGGAGAUCCUGUCACGCAGCCACGAGCUGCGUUGGGUUUGUUGUUACCUUUGGUGAAAGCUGGCAGGGAAAGGAUCAUUAUCCACAAUUGUAUCCACAAACCGUUCCUCUUGAAACCACAAAAUAAUUAUCGCUACGAUCAUUCACUCAGUGAUUCAUUUCUGGGGACACCUGUUUUUUGACAGGUCCUUUCACAGGAGUGCGUCCUGACAGGAACAGCUUAAGGUAUCCUCCAAAAAAAAAGAAAAAAAUAAUCAGAAACAGCUUGGGAUGCUUUAUUUUAAUUUAUUAUAAUGCAAAGUGCAGCCCAGGCCUCACACGUGAUUGAUAUUCCCAGGCACCGCUGGGAAUCAUCACUCCACCACAUCAUUUCCAUUGCAAGGCGGCUUUAGGGCAUUUGCGCACGUUGAUACUCUCUUGGUCAUUGACUGCAACACAAAACAGAUAUUAGCUUUUCCUGACAACGCCUCUGACAUAAACCCACUUAUUUCAUCUAUCAUUUCUGUACUCGUUCUCCACGUCUCAGAAUUUAAUACUGGAAGGGUUGAAAUAUUGCGUUGCCGUCUCUGCCGUGUUGUUUCUCCACGUCUUCCUCGUUUGCUGUGUGAAUUGACUUGGGAGAUGCCUACAGACAGCAAUAAAGACCUUUCGACACUUCCAGACAAAUCCCUGUUACUACAGCAAAGAGCCGGCGAUAGUUCCCGGCUCAUGGAAAGCCGUCUGUAAGUCUCAUUUUCGUGUCUGCAAACAGCCACAGAAUUUCAUAUAUCCACAGGCUUUUGCGUAGCCGACCUCAUUGCAAACAUGUUGUUAAAGCAGAUGUUUGGCAAAGUAAUUAAAAGUUCUAAAGACUUUAUGACUGUCAUUCCAGGUAGUGUCUUGUGCUAUUUGACUCUUUCAUUCAGUUGUUGUGUGAAAUGCUUCCAUUUCCCAGCGCUUCCUAGAAUAAUUAAUGUUGUUGUUACUGAUGUAUUUUGGAAUAUGGACAUUCUUUUGCACCAUUUAUUUUUGCAUUCUUUUGCAUCGUUUUUUCUUGGAACCAGUGUAUUCAGCACAGUCAGGGUGUUGAUAAUGAUAAGCUGCACAAAGAAACAUAAAACCAAGCCAAUGCAAAUGUUUUAAGGGGCAUCACUGCCACGUGCUUUACCUGAGUUUGGGACAAAGUACCCUUUACUUCUCAUCUGAGGAUGUUUUUGUAGGUCAAUGUUUUUUCUAAUCAACUUUCUCAUUGUAAUUAUUUCUCUUAAAUUAUUUGUCAGACAGUGAAAGUCCAGAUUGCUGCCACCACAACUGAAAUCCUGGAAGUUUCCAUCAUUGAACCUGCAGCCAACUAAACAUCACCUCAAAAGUCAUGAGCUGUGUGGUGUCUGUUCCAGCAGAAUGCUGGUUCAGACCGACAAGCUGUUCUUUCCAAGGUAAUCACUUUAAUACAGACUUUUCUAGCUGAAAUCUCAGGAGGGAACCAUGUCCGCCCCCAUUUCUGUGGUCAGAGGCGAUGCAUUAGAGCCGGAGAGGAACGGUCAAUACCUGCUCACUGCAGACAAGUGGAAUCCUUCAUGGGACCUGCUCUGGGGGUAAGUUUAAAUUGCUUCUCUCAGGACACCUUAUUGAAGUCUUGGCGAGAGUGUUUUUCCAGUUCUCUGCCACUACAGGACAGGGUUGUAUAAAAUGCGGUUGUGCUGCCUCAGGGAAACUUCAAGUCAACAGAUGCAAAUGGUACAAGUUAAAACAUUGCAACGAUCCUAAUAAUGAAAAUAAAUAUAGGCUCUGCCAAGAGAAAUAUGCUAUUGCAAAAUGAACAAUGGGGUGCAAGAGAAAACAUACAGUCUUGGAAGCAAGUACAAAGAAGUCUAUAAUAUAGAAAACUUGUUUGAAAUUAUUAUAUCUAGUAAUUGAGGCACUUCAUUUACAAUUGCAUACUGUUUUCAGGCAUUUCCCAAAAUUCUUGAAGUUCUCAGCUAUUUCACAAAAUAAUUUUCUUCGUAAUGUGUCUGUAACACACAUAGCCCAUAUGUUUGUCGACAUACAGCCUCUCUGGCUAUCAAACUUACAUCCUUUUUGGGGAUGGAAUGUGCACAAUAAGUAUUGAUUCCUAUUUUCCACUUGACGCAGAAUAAAAUAAUUGUAUCAAAUUGUAAAGUCUUAAUUGCUGAUGGAUUUUUCCACGGGCAAAGGCAGAGAAGGGAACACGCAGUUUUCCAUCAGCAUCCCCCCGGGCAGUAGCAUCACCAUGUUUUCUUUUCCAAGGAUGUUUCAGUGCAGGCAUUUUUCUGCUCCGUGUGUAGGAAGAGGGGAGAGGAGCAGCUGAUGUGAUGUAAAGGAAACCUGUGAUUUUUUUCGGGUUUUUAACCAGUGUCCAGAAUUCUCUCCAGAAACUCCUGGUGCCUUUGACCCGCUAACCCCGGCCACCUGGGAAUCGGCACAGAUUGCUGCUUCAUUAUGGCUUGGCGUGUCACUGCAUCGCUCUCCCUAACAAAUGCGUAGGGAAGUUUAGUUGCAGAAAGGCUGAGAGAAACACGUGAUUAUUAAAAAAAAAGACAGAAAAAAAACCAAAGCACAACCUAUGGCUUGUCCAACAAUAUGUGAAAAUCUUUGGUUACUUGACAUUCAGUUCAUUUACUUCCUCAGAUUUAUCGUAAAAUAUUUCACAGUAAAACUGAAGAACUUCUGCCCCACUUCACAGAGUAUUGUUUGUGGGGUUUUUUUAUGGUUCUCCUGGGGAAACAGUCAUUUUCUCCUCUGCGUUGGAAAGCUCUUCUCAUGGGGCUUUCUGGUGAGAUCUUGUGUACCGGUGGCACGGAGCCCUUGCAGGGUAUUGCAGCUUUUGCCUUCAGGAGAAAAGGAGGUAAAAGCAAAUUUUGGGGCUCAGCUCUGACUGUGCUCCUGGUGAAACGAUUUUGCAGAAGUCGUGUGUGUUCCCCUUGCAGUUGCUUUGGCACGGAGGUGGUUUGUUUGGCGUGCCUGAAGACAUGACAACCAAAUAACCACAAGAUACAGAGGUGGCAUCAUUGGCAUUCUUGUGUCAUGCUAAUACCUCGAAGCUGUAUUUGUUUUUAAAAUGAGCCUUUAGAGGCGGUCGGAGAUCUGCAGGCACUGAUUGCUGGCUAUCGAUUCCCUCCCCCCGGGUGGCUCUGCAGCCCUUGUCGAUAUUGGCUUUUUGAUACCCAGCCUAAAAUAGGUUUUCUCACCCACAGAAGAAACCCACAUCACAGGACACCAUCUCACUAAGUGCUAAUUCGACAGCCUUGUUGGCAGCCCUUGCUGCAAGGACAAGGAGCUGUCAGAGCCCAGAUGUUGGAAUUGCUAAUAAUUCAUGCUAAAACCAGAAGAAAGUGUGCAAAAUGGAAUUUGAUUUUCUUUUCUAACCAUGGAGAGAGGCUGGUUGGUAAUGGGGCACAUAAAAUACUGUGUUCUCCCCGGUAUCAUCGGAUGUAAACUAAAAUAGUAUGGCAUCUUUGCCUCUGAUGGGACUAAUUAUUUCUAAUAUUUUUCUCCUGAAAUAUUGCAUAGUGAAAACCUCAGUCAAAUCAAGCCAGAGCUGAAAUACUAAGCAAAAUAAGUAAAAGCAGAUUCAUUUCAAAAAUAGGUAAGGAAUCAAUUGCAUGCAGUUUCCUGGAACUGUAAUUUUGUUUGUGCAGUUUUGAAGGACCUGACUUGUGUUUUUAGCAGCAUGUUCUGUUACCUGAAUGGAACAAUCUCUGCACAGGCCUGAUGAUGACCCAGCAAAAAGCACAGGUCUGCCUCCCCACACUGCUCUGUUCGUCUAAACUACAGAUGAUUUUCUGAUGUAUAAAAAUUUAUGCACGUACAUUUUAGCAAUUAACAAAAAAAUGAGCAUUAGGAGUGAAAGACUCAAUUAUAUUUAGUUGUUAUAUUUAACAAGCAAGAUGCAAUAUAAAUUAGUAAGAAUGUGUAUAAACACAAUUUAACAAAUACAAGAAGAAAGGUACUUACGUCUUCCAGUAUGCAGUUUAUAGCCUUGUGCAAUGUAAUUAUGUUUAUAUGAGUAUGAGCAUAAUAAAUUGUAGAAAGUCACACAGCAAUGAAUGAGAACGGUGUAUGUAAUGCUAAUGAUGAACAGUACCAUGGCUGAAAUACGAACAUAACCCUGCAAUUUGUGUAACAGAGGCAAGAGUCAAAGGGUGGUUUGUUUUGUGUGUAUUUUAUAAGUGAAGGCUGAGAACGUGAACCAAAGACUAAUUGGGAGGGAACCAAACCAAGAUGGUCUCAGACUGGCAUUAUUGCUAUCUCAUAUUUAAACACCUUUUUUUCUUCCAUUUUCCAUGCACGUGAUCCUAAUGAUUCCUUUCACAUUCCCAUUCACCCUGAGCUCCGCACCUCGCUUCUUCUCCAGCUUUUUAAGCUGCUCACAGGGUAUGGGACAUUCAGGGUUCAGAGCAGAAUGGGCUUUUUGCUGGUCGAGCAGCCUCAGAGGUAGAAGACAGACCCUAGUAAGGCCUGGUAACUCGGGAUUUACAUCCUGGAGGGAUUUCAGCCUCUCUUUUUUGGCUGCAAGACUUGGCUCUUUCAGAGGAGAGGACUGUGUGCAGUUGAUGCCUAGGGAGCCUUGAGCCCAGGAUGGCGUUUUAACAUCUAUUACAAAGUUUGACAUUUCUAUUUCUUGUGUUGCUUCCCAGGCUGUGACCUAAAUUAUAAGUAGAAGAUAUUAAGCCUGGAUUUUAACUUAACAGCUGACUACACCCACAGGAGAAAUUAAAGCACAGUGUUGUUCUGUGAUUGAAGGUGACUGUUAAGCUUGUUUCUCCCCAAACCAGCAUUUGCCAGCUCUUACUGGAAUUUCUUCACCAUAAAGUCUGGGGGGGUUUGUGUGCAAUGUCAUGAUUGUGGUACCAGAGAAAACCUUGGGAAAGGAACGUGGCAGAGCUCCAAUUUCUUGGUGAAGCACAAGUCCUGAAUUGCUGGUUGCUGUGAGCGUGCAGAGACUGCGUCCCACCGUCCGUGGCUGGUUUGCGGCUACCUGAUGGCUACCGAGCUCCUUCUGCCUCACUGCUUUCUACCUUCUGGAAUUAACUGUAUCUACAUCAGGAGACUGAAUGUUCCAGUCCAUGCAGGUUAAAGUUUGUUUUCAUUCUGUGGAUCUCAAUGACAUUUGUGUGCUCGGGUUACCCCAUUGUCCCUUCCAUGAGCAGCAAUCCUUUUUAUUUGAAUUGCCAGCUGUAUGGAAAAUCUGAUUACUGCCUCGUCCUGCUGAAUAACUGCUUAGCCAAGGUGGGCAGGAAUGAAGAACUGGCUUUUUUAAAGCCUCACCUGGAGAUGCCUUUCAAUAAAAGGUCCUUUCGCAACGGUGUUGGAUCAGGAAUUAAAAAAACUUCCUUUCGAAGAGCAAAGUCAUAAGCAAAUGUUCAAAACCACGCUCCCGAUUCUAGCGUCUGAUGUUUAACUUUGCGCUUAAAAUCAUUCUAAUGCUUUUCUAUGAUAAAACCAACAGAGACAAAUGUACCCGUGUAAACAGAUGUUUCUUUGAAAGAGCACAAGCCAAGGGAAACAGAUGGGAGUGCUCGGCAAGGGCUUUGUUCCCCAAGUUACAGUAUCAUAAAGUUUUGUAUUGAAAUGAAUGUUUUCAUUCGGUUAAUUCCCCUUCUUUGUAAAGCUACAGAUUUAAUCAGCUUACUCUUGAUUAAUACAAAAAUAGGCCCGUGCUUUGAAUAGAUGAGUGCAUCAUUCCCGACAUCCCUCCUCUCUGCCGUAGCGGCAAAGCCACCGGCAAGGCAAGGCUUGUGCUUUCCUGUCCCAAAUCGCAUUUACUUGAAGACAACCGCUCUGGCAACGUUAACACAGAUCUAGAGUACGUUUCAUUUCAAAUUUCCAAAGAUACGAAGGGCCACUGGUGAGAGACAGAAUCAGGCCCUGCUUGUAACAUCUAGUUUCUUUUUAAUAUGGUUAUUUAAAAUGACUUUAGCAGGAAAUAAUCUCCUGAGAUGUGUCAUCUCAUUUCCAGGAGAGUCCUGGGAAAUCUCUCUAAGGCAGGGUAUCAGUGCAGCUCCCGUUGCCUCAAUUAAUUGACUUACUUAGGCAACACACCUCUGAGGAAAUGUGCCAAAUGCGGUUUCUGCUCAUCUGCUACAGUUGUGGCGCAGUGAUUAACAAUGGUGGGGUUUUUUUAAUUUCCUGUAAAAAAAAAAAAUGAUUUGAUCUGAAAGCAUGUAAAUGUGAUAUGUAGAAAAGGUCAUCUACUGAGUUUCAUGUAUGUGAAUUUUCCCCCGUGGCUGUUUCCUCCCAAUGCAGUGUAACAAGCGGUGAUGUUGGUUUGAAAGUGUUGCAAAGUGUCCAUGCAAACGCGUUUUGAAUUUGAAGCUAGGAUAUUAAUAAAUCAGUAUAUGGAUGCUUUCUAAUAUUUCUGUGUUAAAUAUCAUGACCCAGGAGAUAGUUAUUAAAACGGAGUAAGGCCAGUUGGCAUCAUCGCCUCCAUGAUGCCCAUUCCUGUGUCUUGAACCCCUGAGCCCAUGGAGGAAAGUGUCUCAAACACAGAGCUGUGCUAGUGUGAUACUGGGUUUCUGGAGGGCAACUGGCUAAUUUAUGGCUCAUUCGAGGGGAUCAAACAUAAUCCUGUCUGUGUUUGUCCAUGCUGAAAUGUUUAAAGCAUCAUAUUUUUCAAAGUUGCUUCAACUGUCACAAUUCCUUUUGGGCACUGUUGGCGUUUGGGUUGCUUAGCUCUUGCAGUUCUUAGUCAAGUGACACUGAGACCUUUAAAAUCAUGCCAUCAUAGAACAGUUUGGGUUAGAAGUGACCUAACAUACCACCUAGUUCCAACCACCCUGCCAUGGGCAGGGACACCAUCCACUAGACCAGGUUGCUCAGAGCCCUGUCCAACCUGGCCUUGAACAUCUCCAGGGAUGGGGCUUCCAUAGCUUCUCUGGGCAGCCUGUUCCAGUGCCUCAGCACCCUCAUGGCAAAGAAUUUCGUCCCUAUAUUUAACCUACAUCUCCCCUCUUCCAGUUUAAAACCAUUAACCCUUGUCGCAUCACUACAUGCCCUUGUAAAAAAAUCCCUCUCCAGCUUUCUUUUAGGCGCCGUUUAGGUACUGAAAGGCUGCAGUAAGGUCUCCCUGGAACCUUCUCUUCUCCAGGCUGAGCAACCCCAACUCUUCAACCUAUCUCCACAGGAGAGGAGCUCCAGCCCCUGAUCGUCUUCAUGGCCACCUCUGGAAUUGCUCUGACGGGUCCAUCUCCCUCUUACAUUGUUGGCCCAGAGGUGGACACCGCACUGCAGGUGGGGUCUCACCAGGGUAGAUCAGAAGAGGAGAAUCCCCUCCCCUGACCUGCUGGUCGUGUUUCUUUGGAAGCAGACCAAGAUAUGCAAAUGUACAAGGAAAUGUAUAAGGAAA
This is a messenger RNA of Columba livia (rock pigeon), 11963 nucleotides long. It is a transcript of the gene NPS, whose product is annotated as neuropeptide S. Gene Ontology annotation, cellular component: extracellular region. Gene Ontology annotation, biological process: neuropeptide signaling pathway; positive regulation of action potential; positive regulation of synaptic transmission, GABAergic. The transcript is spliced from 5 exons. The record is from RefSeq and is a predicted model, not a curated record. Bases 9722 to 9973 code for a protein of 83 amino acids. NCBI's taxonomy places the organism in Eukaryota, Metazoa, Chordata, Aves, Columbiformes, Columbidae.